CAGAGUUACUUGAAAAACUACCAAAUCCGGAAAUGUAUACCGGGUACUGUUUUCGACGCAGUAGUGCCAGAUGCUGGCAAACACUGGUGCCGACUUUGUUACUGUUAAGAGGGCGAGCCGAUGGCAGUCUUCAUCUGUAGCAGAAUCGUACAUCGGGAAUUCUAUGGCGAAUAAAAUUAUAGUAUCAAAUUACAUCCUUAGUGUAGAAGAAAAAGAUGAUGAGAACUUGAAUUAGUGCAACAAGGAAUACGUGUACACCAAAAAUAUGCAUUUCUGUCAAGAUUGUAGACGCACGAUAUGCACGAUUUAGUGAUUGGAAUAGACCUGGGCACUACCAAUUCCUGUGUUUCGCUAUAUCUGAACGGUAGAGUGAAAGUUAUAGAAAAUGACGCUGAGGGAAGAAUUACACCAUCCUUCAUAUACUUUUCGGCAGACGGUGGAAUCACCAUCGGCGAACAUGCAAAAAAGAUGGCAGUCCUUAAACCCGAACACGGAAUUUAUGAAAUUAAACGCUUGGUGGGUAGAAAAUACGACGAUUCCAAACUUCAAAAAUCUAUAGAGUGGUUUUCGUUCCAAGUGACUUCGGAUGAAGCAAACUUACCCGUAGUGUGCGUCGAACAGGACGGUGAAAUUUCUAGAAAAACGCCGCAAGAACUUUACACUAUCCUGCUCCGAGAGCUAAAAAGAGACGUCGAAGAGAAACUAGAAACAACGAUAAACAAAGUAGUGAUUACCGUCCCGGCUUACUUUAAUGUCAAGCAACGAGAAGUGACGUUAGAAGCAGCUGAAAACGCUGGUUUUACUGUUCUUAAAUUACUCAAUGAACCAACAGCCGCCGCUUUGGCUUACUAUUUCGACAACAAAAUCCACGAAACUCAUUUUUCUUUGGUUUUUGAUUUGGGAGGUGGUACCUUCGAUGCAGCUGUCCUCCAACAGCGUUUGGACAACAUCGAAGUUUUAUCGGUGGCAGGAGAUACCCAGUUGGGUGGGCACGAUUUUGACAGCUGCAUUCUAGAACACGUUUGUCAAAUACUUCAAGACGAGCACAAUUAUGAUCCAAAGAACGACGCUGAUGAUAAACGAAGACUUAAGAAAAAAUGCGAAGAGGCGAAAAAAGAGCUGUCGAGCACAGACGAAACAACAAUAGUCCUUAACGGGAUGGUUCCAGAUUGUCCGAAAUUAAGAAUCACCAUCACUAGAAAACAGUUUGAAAGCAUGGCUGAACAAUUGUUCCAAAAAACUAUAGACAUUCUUCAUUUAUGCCUGCAGAAUUCGAAGGUUCCUAAAAGUGAGAUACAAGCGGUUAUCUUGUGUGGGGGUUCUACUCGAAUUCCAAAAAUUCAGGAAAUGAUUACUGAAUACUUUGACGGAAUCAAGUUGAAUAAGUUCGUGAAUCCUAACGAGUGUGUCGCCGAAGGUGCGGCCCUACAAGCAGCCAUGUUGUCAAAAAGCAGCAAACAAAAAAUCGAAAUGCUUAAAAUGGUGGACGUUGUUCCCAUUUCUCUCGGUUUCAACGACUUGGGAAACGAAAUGGUUUUUCUUAUUAAUAGAAAUACGAAAAUACCCAUGAGUGCUUCCAUAAAUUACACCACUACGUAUAACAACCAGAGCGGUUUCGAUUUAGGUAUAUAUGAAGGAGAACGUUCAGACGCUAGGAAGAAUAGAUACUUGGGCAAUCUUUCCAUGGACGGUUUGACUCCAGCACCACCUGGCCAAGUGGAGGUCAUAGCUACCUUGACCUUAGACCAUAACGGUAUUUUGACUGCUAAAGCUGAAGAAAAAUGUGGCGGAAAUUUCAAAGAAUUACAAGUGAAAUACACCCCUGGAGACAGAAGCGAGAGCGAGAUUCAUAACACAUUAUUAGAUGCCGAAAAUAACAAAGAAAAUGAUGAAAAGUUUAGAGAGUUUUGUAAACUGAAAAUUUAUUUAAUUAAUUAUUGCACGAGCAUUACCUAUAACCUGGAAAACAUGGGUUUGGUUGAUGAUUAUGAGGAAAUUUACGAUUUUUGUAAUGAGACGGAAGAUGUGUUAGACCAAGUAGAAAUGGAUAAAAUGACUCAACUAAAGACCCUCAUCGACAAGUGUAGAGUACGAUGUCACCCGUUGGUUCAAAGACAUAAUUUUGAAUCAAUGCCUGAACUGAGCUAGAUUAAAAACCAAUUUUAUUUUUGUAAAUACACAGCAAGUUUAUUAAUAAAGACAAUUUGAAAUUA
Messenger RNA from Zophobas morio, 2213 nucleotides. Its product is annotated as heat shock 70 kDa protein-like. The transcript is spliced from 3 exons. The record is from RefSeq and is a predicted model, not a curated record. NCBI's taxonomy places the organism in Eukaryota, Metazoa, Arthropoda, Insecta, Coleoptera, Tenebrionidae. Gene Ontology annotation, cellular component: nucleus; cytosol; cytoplasm. The coding region runs from base 298 to 2148 and encodes 616 amino acids. Gene Ontology annotation, molecular function: ATP binding; ATP-dependent protein folding chaperone.